AUGAGAGGAAAUAAUAUCAAAUUCAUACUUAUUUUAGCGAUGGCCUAUUUUGGAUUGAAAUGGAGAUAAAUUACUAUUUUAGAAGUCAUUACCACUUCACUGUUUUUCUCCAUAACAUAUGUUACUUUUACAUUCUUUACAAAAAAUAAGGCAAAGCUUUACUAUUAGCAUAAUUCUAAGAAUUAAAAGAUAAUAGAAAACUGUCCAACAAUCAAAUCUUAGAGAUACUAGCCUCCUUUCUUAUUUUAAUAAAGUUUCAUCUAGUUACUAGCAUUUUAAAUAUUUGUUGGACUUAAGAAAAAUUUGAAAUUCAGCAAAGAAAAAGUAGUUGAUCCUCAGGGUAAUAUUGAGGGAAUAAGUGUAUCAUGGCCAGAAGAUUUAAAUAAGAGAUAAAUAAAGAGACCAGAUGUUUUAUUUUUUGUCUUGCCAGGACUUACAGGAGGAGACACAGAUAGCUAUAUUCAUCAAUUGGUAGAUCAUAUAUUUUCCUAAGGAUAUAGAUCUGUGGUUUAUAACUACAGAUUAUUAAGCCACGAACUUAGUUUCGAAAAAACUAAAGAUCACAUUAACUUAAUUACUGAUUUAAGACUGACUAUUGAGUAUAUCAAAAAGCAAUAUCCUUAAUUUAAACAUAUAGUAGCAAUUGGUCACUCAUAUGGUGCUAAUUAAAUAGUUAACUAUCUAGGAAAAUAUAACAGCGAUCCAAUAAUUAAAGCAGCCGCCUCUGUUGCAAAUCCCUAUUGUAUGAGUAUUUCUUCAAAAUUUAUAGUAGGCACUAUUUAUGACUGGUUUUUAGCCAGAUUGCUAGCUAACAAGUUAAAAUCUGUAUAAAAUACAUUUGAUCUUGCCCCAAAAGAAUGGGGAAUUAACAUGGAAAAAGCAUUAAAUGCAACAACUUUGUAUGAAUUUGAUAAUAAUAUCACAAUAAAAUUCUAUGGAUACCCAACUGUAGAUACAUAUUAUAGAAAAUUUGGCUGUAUCAAUGAAAUACUUAAUGUCAGUGUUCCUCUUUUUUGCUUAAGUGCAAGUGAUGAUGAUAUCGCUCAUUAGAAAGCUUUACCAAGAGAUGAAGCCCUUGUCAACCCAAACAUCAUUUUAAUGGAAACUGAUAAGGGUUCUCAUGUUGUAUGGUUAGAAGGUAACAAUCCUUUUAAUAUGAAGUGUUGGUAUCCUAAACCCGUGCUAGAAUUUAUGAAUCAUGUUAUUUCAGAAUUAAAUUGA
Messenger RNA from Tetrahymena thermophila SB210, 1221 nucleotides. RefSeq names its product alpha/beta fold hydrolase. Gene Ontology annotation, molecular function: short-chain carboxylesterase activity; monoacylglycerol lipase activity. The record is from RefSeq and is a predicted model, not a curated record. NCBI's taxonomy places the organism in Eukaryota, Ciliophora, Oligohymenophorea, Hymenostomatida, Tetrahymenidae. The transcript is spliced from 2 exons.